Molecule: messenger RNA, 1245 nt
Organism: Aspergillus nidulans FGSC A4
Lineage: Eukaryota; Fungi; Ascomycota; Eurotiomycetes; Eurotiales; Aspergillaceae
Product: multidomain presynaptic cytomatrix related protein
Exons: 7
Coding region: 1-1245 (414 amino acids)
Biological process (GO): autophagosome assembly
Cellular component (GO): phagophore assembly site
Source: RefSeq, a predicted model, not a curated record
AUGACUUCCCCAACGCAGUCUGGGAACACUAAGUUCACUGUUUUGAUCCGCCUCCCUUUCCCCAGAGGCGGCUUUGUGGACCCUCCACCAGUGGACUGGAACGCAGCCAAGGAUCAAGCGCUUUGGGAUAUCCUCUCCCGCCCGUCAAAGGGAAAUGAUAUAGACUGGAAAGCACUUGCCGAAAGCUUCGAUGUGACCCUCGAGUUUCUACUUCAGCAAGCGGCCUGGCUCUACGACCGCCAGCUAUCGCAGGUCCGCGCACAGAUGCGUAAGGUACCUACUGCUCAUUCGAACGCUGCCUCCCCAGCACAGGGCUCGAUAUAUGCGAGCACGGCUCUAGGGCAGCCAGCUAAAACCGGUCAAAGCAACAGUUCACGGGCUCCUUCUCGCUUGGCGUCGCAGCCAAAAGAAGCCCCUCCGGUGCGAGCACCCAUUCCACGACGUAAUAGUUCCGGGAAUACUGUGCAACAGAUCAAAGCCCAGACAUCGCAUCCUGGGACUCCAACGCUGGGAACGAAAGAGCCCAGACGGGAGAGUCAUGGUCGCCAACCAUCCACAAACAGACGCGAGCAAGCUCCAGUUAGCCUUGCUGAUCAGAGGUCUCCUACGCUCGAAGAGGAAGAUUUGACAUCUAGCUUAUCUGAGUCCAAUUCUGAUGAUGAAAGCGACACUAUAGCAGGCCGGAAGGGUUUAGGGUUUAAACGUUUUGGACGCUUCUCAACCCACCGGCCGGAUUUACGAGACGAUGAUGAUGACGAUGAUGAAUCACCGGCCUUUCUCCCACUUUCGCGUGGUCACGAAACCACGUCUCAUGGAACGUCCGGCCAUGAUCUUAGUACAACUCUGAGAAUGGAGCAAGAGGGCGUUUCUGCGGUGCAGAGGCGGGUGACAGGGCCGCCUCCUAGCUUGAGAAAGUCGGUUACCACAGAAUCAUCCGAAAGUUCCGUUAGCUCCGGAGUGCCAGUUGGCCGUCCUCUUAAUCAAAGAGGGAACCAAAUAAACCAUCCAAGUCCCCGACGGACAGCAGAUGUGAACCAUAUGAGCCCGCGGCGGUCUACAACUUCUGGGAGGGACAUAAGUGACGGAACACCUAGUAUGGGAAGCAGCUUUAGCGAUUUAGAUGGGGACACGAGUGUCACUCAGUCAAUGCUCGAGGAGGCUCUCUUAAGCAAUAUGCAGCACGGCGGAAUGGCCAGCCGCAUGAGCACAAUCAGCCAAGCACUUCGAAGCCGCUAUCUCCCUUGA